This is a messenger RNA of Brugia malayi, 1113 nucleotides long. RefSeq names its product beta-lactamase family protein (gene Bma-lact-6). NCBI's taxonomy places the organism in Eukaryota, Metazoa, Nematoda, Chromadorea, Rhabditida, Onchocercidae. Bases 1 to 1113 code for a protein of 370 amino acids. The transcript has 7 exons. The record is from RefSeq and is a predicted model, not a curated record.
AUGGGUUUGGAAAGAGAAGGUGCUCAUUUAACAGUUAUUCAAAAUGGAAAAGUUAUCAUAAAUCUAUGGAAUGGUUAUUCAGAUUCUGAAUCACUUCGUGAAUGGAAUCGUAAUACGAAAACAGUUUUAUUUUCUACCACAAAAGCAAUUGCAGCACUCUGCCUAGCAAUGCAAAUUGAUAGAGGUCGUCUAUCAUAUGAUGAUCUAGUAGUGAAAUAUUGGCCAGAAUAUGGACAAUGCGGGAAGCAUAUGACUACAGUUGAAGAUAUUUUAACUCAUAAAGCUGGUAUUCCAUAUCUUGAUAAUAUUACAAUAGAAGAUGUAGCAAAUGAAAAUAGAAUUAUGAAAAUAAUGGAGCAAGCUAAGCCUCUUUGGAAACCUGGAACUGCUACUGGAUAUCAUGCUGUGACAUUUGGUUGGUUGAUUGAUGGUAUUUUCCGUAAAGUAGAUGAAAAAGGACGCAAUAUUAAAACAUUUCUACAAGAAGAAAUAGCUGAUAAAUAUGGUAUUGAUACUACGAUUGGUUUGUCAAAGGAGGAAUUCAAGAGUUUAGCUCGAGCAACGCAACCUGGAUUACUUGAAUAUGCUCGAGAUGUGUUAUUUGAUCUACGAGUAAUUAUCAUGCUUGCAAUGAUGUAUGCACAACCAUCAAAUUCUUUAGCAGCAAGAAUUCGAAUUCAUCCAUCAUGGCUUCCGUUGAAUUUUGAUACGGUAGCACUGAAUGAUCCAAAUAUUGUUGAAUUAAAUAUGGCGGCAAUAGGAGGUGUUAGUGAUGCUUACAAUUUGGCAAAGCUUUUUUCAUUGGCAAUUGAUGGAACACUUUUAAGUAAUCAAACACUUGCACAAAUAAUUCGACCAACUAUUACUAACUGGCAUUUGGAACAAGUUUUCCUAUAUCCAUUUGUUAAAGGUCGAGGAUUCUUUUUUGAAAAACAUCCUGUUAAUAGGAACACGUACUUGUUUGGACAUCCAGGAUACGGUUGCCAAGCACUGAAUAUCGAUUUUGACAAUAAACUUGUCAUUGCAUACGUAUCAAAUGGUUUAAAAACAGGGAGCGGUAAAAUGUGUAGGACAUAUCAGUCAAUACUUCGAUCUCUCUAUCAAUCGUUAUGA